AUGGCCGCCCCUAGAAGCUCGUCCAUCAACCUUAUUGGAGACAAAUCAAAAGAUGGUAUGGUUCGAUACGAUACUCCAGAAGAGGUCAACCAUCUCCUCAAAGCUUUCCGUAAGCGAGGCUACAACCAUCUCGACAGUGCACGUCUCUACGCCGCGCACGCCAUUGGAACCUCCGAGCCCAGACUUGGUGCCGCCAAAGCGGGCGAUACUUUCACGAUCGAUACAAAGGUCAACUCUAGUCGAGAAGGUGGCCACUCGAAGGCCAAUAUCCUCUCAGAAAUCAAUGACUCCCUGAAAGCUUUGAGGAUGACGCAGGUCAACAUUUUAUAUCUGCACCUGCCCGAUCGCAAAACAGAUAUCAAAGAGACUUGCGAAGGGCUUGAUCAAGCCUAUAGAGAGGGUAAAUUUAAGACGUGGGGAAUCUGCAAUAUCUCUGCUUCUGAGGUCCAGAAGUUUAUGGACGUGUGCGAGGAAAACGGCUUUGUCAAGCCUAGCGUGUAUCAAGGACAGUACAAUGCCAUUGUCCGAGGUGCCGAGAAAGACCUUUUUCCACUGCUUCGCAAGUAUGAUAUGCCGUUCUACGCAUAUAGUCCCGCUGCAGCUGGCUUCUUUGCUGGCAAUCAUAAGGAGGGACGCGAGGGCAGCCGCUUCGAUCAGAAACUCUUGCUCGGCGGAUUAUACAGGAACUUUUAUCUGAAGCCAUCCAUCAUGGCUGCUACUGAGAAGGCUUUGCUGAGUGCCUCUAAACAUGGAAUUAGCGGACACGCCGCCGCUCUACGGUGGGUUGCCCACCAUAGCACCCUGGAGCCUGAGCAUGGCGACAGUAUUGUCUUCGCUGCUUCCAGUCUAGCACAGCUCAAUGACAACAUCGACUUUUUCGAGGCAGGGCCGCUUCCGGCUGAUGUAGUGGAGGCUUUGGAGGCUAUCUAUGGAGCCAUUGGUGAAGAUGAAGUAUUGUAUCAUAUGUGA
Neoarthrinium moseri is the source of this 969-nucleotide messenger RNA. RefSeq lists its product as uncharacterized. The coding region runs from base 1 to 969 and encodes 322 amino acids. NCBI's taxonomy places the organism in Eukaryota, Fungi, Ascomycota, Sordariomycetes, Amphisphaeriales, Apiosporaceae. The record is from RefSeq and is a predicted model, not a curated record. The transcript has 3 exons.